Messenger RNA from Lotus japonicus, 1750 nucleotides. RefSeq names its product UDP-glycosyltransferase 71K2-like. Bases 140 to 1558 code for a protein of 472 amino acids. Gene Ontology annotation, molecular function: UDP-glycosyltransferase activity. The transcript has a single exon. The record is from RefSeq and is a predicted model, not a curated record. Lineage: Eukaryota; Viridiplantae; Streptophyta; Magnoliopsida; Fabales; Fabaceae.
UAUAAAAGAUCAAUUGAAGUUAAAGAUUACAAGGCAAACCCAAAAACUGCAAUACCUAAGUCUCUAGUGAAGCAGUACACCAAGUCACCAACCACUAGUUUUCAGUCUCUACUCUCUACCAUACCAAGAAAAAACCAUUAUGGGAACAAUGGUUGACAUGGAGAAGAAAUCAGAGCUGAUAUUCAUUUCUUCAACAUUGAUUGGCCAUUUAAGCUCAAUCUUGGAACUUGCACAAAUCCUUAUCAACAGUGAUAACCAUCUUUCCAUCACAAUCCUCAUCAUCAAACACCAAGCAACUCCCUUUUCAGAAUCCUACAUCAGAACAGUUUUAGCCUCACAACCUCAGAUCCAAAUCAUUGAUGUUGAACCCCCACCAGAGGAGGAGCAAACACCUAUACCUCAAUUUACAGCAUCCUUCUUCUGGAGCUUCAUGGAGUGGCUCAAACCCCAUGUUAAAUCCACAAUGCAAAACAUUUUAUCCUCUUAUCCUAACACAGUUGUUGGGUUAGUCCUAGAUUUCCUUUGUGUACCCUUCAGUGAUGUGGGAAAGGACCUAGGUAUCCCUUCUUAUUUGUUCUUCCCAUCAAAUGCAGGAUUCUUGAGCCUCUGUCUACACUUUCAGAAAUGUCAAAUUGAGGAUGUGUUGAAUAAUUCUAAUCAUGAGUUGUUGAUUCAAGGUUUUCCAAGUCUAGUUCCUUCAAGUGUUAUACCUGAUGAUUAUUACACCAGAGAUGAAGAACAAGUUGUUGCCUGCAACAAGCUUACUAAGAAGUUCACAGAAACUAAAGGAAUCAUCAUCAACACUCUUUCAGAGUUGGAACAGUAUGGUAUUGAUACAUUAACUGAUGGCCAAACCCCUCCUAUCUAUCCUGUUGGUCCUUUGAUUGAUUUCAAAGGUCUACUUAACCCAAGUUUAGACAAAGUACAACAUAACCGCUUGUUUAAAUGGCUAGAUGAGCAGCCACCUUGCUCUGUUGUUUUUCUCUGUUUUGGGAGCAUGGGAAUCUUUGAUCCAUCUCAAACAAGAGAAAUAGCACUAGGACUUCAACGUAGUGGUGUUAGAUUCUUGUGGGCUUUGCGUUCUCCACAAACCACUGACAACAAGGCAGAGGAAACUUUACCAGAAGGGUUCUUAGAAUGGAUGGAACUGGAAGGUAAGGGAAUGUUGUGUGAAUGGGCACCCCAGGUGGAGGUUCUGGCCCACAAAGCCAUUGGUGGAUUUGUCUCUCACUGUGGUUGGAAUUCCAUCUUAGAAAGCUUGUGGUUUGGGGUGCCAAUACUGACAUGGCCAAUCUAUGGAGAGCAACAGCUAAAUGCUUUUAGGAUGGUGAGAGAAUGGGGAUUAGCAUUUGAGCUGAGAGUGGAUUAUAGAAGAGGUAGUGCUCUUGUGAUGGCAGAUGAGAUAGAGAAAGGGCUGAAACACUUGAUGGAUAAAGAUAAGAUAGUUCACAAGAAGGUACAAGAGAUGAAGGAGAUGGCUAGGAAAGCUGUUCUUAGUGGUAGUUCUUCAUUCAUAUCUGUUAGGAAACUCAUUGAUGAUAUGAUAGGUAGCAACUGAUAUCUAAAAAGCUAAUGUUGUGUUUCAUAUGUGGAUUGCCCAUUACUGAUUCAAUUAAUGAGUGUCAAAUUAUUUCAGCAACUCUGGCCCAGACAAGCAAGAUUGUGAUUCUAGUAAGCAAGUUUUUGUUGCAGUUGGUGUAUUAUAAAUAUAUUUAGGAGUUAUGAUUCAUUCAUAUCUCUAUUUUAUUUA